This is a messenger RNA of Corylus avellana, 640 nucleotides long. NCBI's taxonomy places the organism in Eukaryota, Viridiplantae, Streptophyta, Magnoliopsida, Fagales, Betulaceae. The record is from RefSeq and is a predicted model, not a curated record.
AUGAUUAGAGUUGUUGCCAUUUACUAUGUUCGAAGAUUAGAGCCGGAUUGGGAUCCACAACAAUUAUCUGCUCGAAUUUGUUUUACAGGAUUUUGUGCAAUUGGUUUCAAUGCAAUUGUUGCCUUCGUGUUGAUGAUUCUGGUGCAUGCAUCAAUGAGCUAUGCUACUUCACCUACAUGGAUACCAUCAGCUUACUUCCCAAUAUACAUACACAACAUGCAUAGGGCAAAGCACGGAAGUGAUUCAGGGACUUAUGAUACAGAGGGAAGGUUCAUCCCUGCACAUCUUGAGAACAUGUUCAGCAAAUAUGCUCGUACACUUCCUGACAAGCUUACAUUACGGGAGCUCUGGCACAUGACUGAGGCUAACCGUAACACAUUUGAUUUAUUUGGCUGGAUAGCAAGUAAACUGGAAUGGGGAGCUCUUUAUGUUCUUGCAAAGGAUGACGAAGGUUUCUUAGCUAAAGAAGCUGUGAGGCGUUGCUUCGAUGGAAGCUUGUUUGAAUAUUGUGCCGAGGUUCAAAAGAACCCUCCUAUUGGCAAGGUGGCAUGAUGCUCCAAUUAUAAGACGACAUGCAAUGCAAGCAUCUUUGUGUUGGUUAUUGGAACAGUGGAACAUAUAUAUUUCUUUGAAGAUUGAG